Molecule: messenger RNA, 2045 nt
Organism: Pelagomonas calceolata
Lineage: Eukaryota; Pelagophyceae; Pelagomonadales; Pelagomonadaceae
Source: the annotation of a GenBank genome assembly
GGUUGUGGUUGCGGCGGCGGCUGGCGCGGCGGCUGGCGGCUAGCGCUCGGCGCGGCGGCGCUCGCAGACGGCGCGGCUGGCGCGCGGCGUGGCGGCGCUCGCGGACUUCGCAGCGGGUCCUUCGGCGCCCGAGCGAGCUGGCCGGCGCGCGUCCGAAUUUGUGAAAGCGCGGUCGGCGAGAGCUGGAAACUAGUUGCGCCUGCACCUGGCUCGCGCGAUGCGCAGCGCAGGAGUUUGUUUUACGAGCGGGCGCCGCGAGGCCUCGUGUGUCUACGACGCUAGCUCUGUGGCAAGACAACUCGACGCUGGCCGCAACGACGGCACCAAGGUAUACGCCGGACGCAUUGCUCUGAAAAUUCAUCUUUCACAAGCUUUGAGCAGCAGAGCACCAUGUUCAAAGCAGCAAUGCUGGCAUCCUGCAUCCUCAGCACUACUACAGCACUGCUGCACCCGCCAGUGCCGCGCCACCCGUCGCAACUCGGGGCCAAGAAGCGCGACUACUCCGCCGGCGGCCUCGGCAGCUCAAAACAGGAGCAGUUCGCGCGCUUGUGGAGAGACAAGGACGCCCCGGUAGAGCCACCCGUAAAAGACGAAACGACCUGGGAGGCGGAAAUCGCCGCGUUUGAUGCCGCAGCAGAGCUCGUGCCCGACGCCCACUGGCGAGACAAGGGCCGGGCGGCCGUCGUCGAGGACGUGUCGAAGGCGGCCAUCACGAAUGAGAGGAGCGUCGCCGUCGCGGCGUGGGACGCGCUGCGUGGUUCGGACGGCGGUCCGUACACCGCGGACGACGCCUGGCUCGACAUGGACGGGCCGGCGCGGUCGCUGAUCCUGGUAGGUGGCAGCGCGCACGAAUCAACUUUUCUACCGUGUAUCGUCGCCGAGGAAUGACACCGUCAUCGACGCACACAGGUCGUGGGCGCGGUCGACGGCGUCGACGCCGCGGCGCGCGCCUUGCACGAUAGGUUACCGAGAAAGGUCGGCCGCGUCGUCGCGGUGUUUCCUACCGCGGCACAAGCGGCAAAGCGGCGGAAGCGCAUCGGGGGCAAGGUCGAGUGUUUACAUGAUGAUGCCGGAACCUUCGCGGCGGCCUGUGGCGUCUCCAUGGAAAGCGCGGGCAUCGUGGUGUUGGCGCCGCCGCACCCGUCGCCCGACCAACAUACAAUUGUCGCGCGCUUCCCGGCGGCGCUCGACGGCGUCGCGAGUGCUGUUGAAAAUGCCCUUCGAGAGAAGGGCGUGCUGCCGUCCGUGCGGCGGACCGGGUAAGGAUUGACUGUGUACUCGCGGCGACGGCGUGCCGGCACACGCGAGACGCGUCCGUCGGCAUCGACGGCGUGCCGGAAGCGCUCCAUCGCGGGCGCCGGACUGUUAUCUGGGCCGAGCGGGAGGCGUCCUCGCGCGGCGCCCGAGUCUCGAUUCGAUUGGAUUUGUGGUCCCCUGCACAUCCAACACCGAACUCGCAAUUACGGAGCGAAAGCGACAGCAAAUCAGCAGCCCCGAGAGAGCAGCGAGCAGCAAAAAGCCCGCAGCGCCCCCAGCCAGCAGCCCCCAUCAAAAAGAACGCUUCGCGCGCGAGACACCCACCAUGUCUGAUUUGGACUGCGACGGCCGUCCUUACGUCCGCAUGCCCCGCCACGCGCCGCCGCCGCCCGUCACGCCCGUCGACCCCUACGCCACGACGGAGCCCGUCCUCACUGACACUUUAGAACAGGCCGAAGUACCCAUUCCGCCGGCGGCCGGCGCCGCGGUCCUCUCUGAAUUAGUAGAUGGCGCCGCGACCGCGCCCUGGAAGGACGCGGCGGCCGAAGCGCUCCACAGGGCCGAGGCGCUGGAGGCGCGCCGCGACGCGUUGCUCCGAGGCCUCGAAUCGCGGCCGCGCGAUCCGCACACCGACAGGAUCAGGAGGCGCCUCGCCCUGUUACGAGCGGCCGUCGCUCGAGAUGCGGACAUCUUCCUGAGAAAGAAGCUCUCAAUUGUUCCAGAGAACGACCACGAGCUGGCCAAGAUUGGUAGUAGAGAGCGCCACGCGCAGCACGAUUUGAGAUUGG